AUGUUUGAGCUAUCCAAACGUUAUUUUCAUUUACCUCUUGAAGAAAAACUGAAACACCAAAUACAAGAAAAAAACCAUGGUUACGUGCGUGCGGGACAAGAAAAUUUAGAUUCAACUGAUCAAAAGUCGAUGGAUUUAAAAGAAGCAUUUAAUAUUUCCAGACUUACCAAUGAAGAAGAUUUGCCUGCAUUAUUUCAGGAGAAUGGAAAUUUUAGAUUAGUUAACCAAUUUCAAUUUGAUUGUUAUUCAUUAUGUAUGAAAUUAUUGAAAUAUUUAGCUAUUGGUUUCGAGAUAGAUGAAGAUUAUUUCCUGUCAAGGCACAAAUGGGACGAAGAUUCAAGCGAUAUAAUAAGAUUACUUUAUUAUCCAUCGUCAUCGAGUUUAACGACAGAAAAAUCGAUUCGAGCCGGUGCACAUUCAGAUUACGGAUCAAUAACAUUGUUGUUCCAACAUGAAGAGAAAGGAGGACUACAAGUUUUUGACCGUGUAACGAAACAGUGGUGCGAUGUCAAACCAUAUAAUGAAAUGAUUGUAGUAAAUACUGCAGAUGCCUUAGAAUAUUGGACAAAAGGUUUUGUUAAAAGCACCGUACAUCGUGUUAUUAUGCCUGAUCAAUUGUCACCAGAUGAACGCUACUCAAUUGCCUACUUUUGCCAACCAAGUAAUACAGUUUUAUUAGAACCAAUCCCAUCAAAAUAUAUGAUCAAUCGUGUUUUCGAAAAAGAUGAACAUGCCAAACAUGUUCUAAAUCAUGAAAGCGAUAAAAUUCUAACAGCUGGUGAACAUUUAAGAUUGAGAUUAAAUAAAACAUACGCUUAUUGA
This is a messenger RNA of Didymodactylos carnosus, 822 nucleotides long. The record is from the annotation of a GenBank genome assembly. NCBI's taxonomy places the organism in Eukaryota, Metazoa, Rotifera, Eurotatoria, Philodinida, Philodinidae.